Molecule: messenger RNA, 2250 nt
Organism: Lonchura striata (white-rumped munia)
Lineage: Eukaryota; Metazoa; Chordata; Aves; Passeriformes; Estrildidae
Source: RefSeq, a predicted model, not a curated record
AGGCGGGAAGGUGUCCGCGGCGGAAGCCGGAAGCGGCGGCGGGGCGAUGGCGGCGGCGGUGCGGCUGUGGGUGCGCACCGAGCCGUUCCUGGUGGGAGCGCUCCCGGCCCCGCCGCCCGCCCGCCUCACCCCGCACUACCUGCGCAAGGUGGCCGCCUACGCCCGCGCGCGGGCCGACCAGGGCUGCUUCCCGCGGCUGCGCUGGCCCUGCUGGCGGCACAUCGCCUGCGGGAAGCUGCAGCUGAGCCGCGACAUCGCCUGGCUCUACUUCGAGCUCUUCCGCGGCCUCCUCGGGCCCGCCCCGCCGCUCCGCCUGCGCUGGGCCGAGGCUGAGGCGGCCUGCGCCAGCGCCGAGGAGCUGGAGCGGGAGCGGAGCAAGCUCUCCGUGGACACGCUGCAGUUCCUGCUCUUCCUCUACGUGCAGCAGCUGCACAAGGUUUCCCUGCGGCGCUCUCUGCUCGGGGACGAGUGGCCCAGCCCCAGGACCAAGUCUCCCAGCCUGACAGGGAAAUCGGCCGGCGGGAAUAAGAACUGGAACGACCAGGAGCACCUUGCCUUUGUGCAGAGCCACCUCUUGGAUAUCUUGGAGCUGCUGCUGGAGCCAGAGCAGCUCUCAGCCUCUUCCCAUUCCAGCUGCAGCAGCCUGGUGUCCUUUGAAGCCGUGUGUGCCCUCAGCUUCCUGCUCGAGGGCACCGUCAGCAGCUCGGGCACCGUGCAGCCCCUGCACGAGCUGGCCCUCAGGCAGCCCUGCCACGGCCACAACGGCUUCUCCAAGGGCUCCAGAACCUUCUCCCUGCCCAAGCUGGAGAGCUGGCUGCGCUCCUCCCUCACUGCCAAUCCCUUGGGAAUGACUGUCUGCCUCAAGGCUGGGAGGAAGCUCGCCUGGGCACAGCAAGUGGAAGGAACAACCAGGAGAGCCAAGAUUGCCUGCAGUGCCCGUGUGGUGCCAGAGGUGUCCCCCAUGGUGAUCAUGAGCCAGGUGUACAGGCAGACCCUGGCCAAGAGCUCGGACACUCUGGUGGGGGCUCACGUCAGAAUCCAUCGCUGCAACGAGUCCUUCAUUUACCUCCUGUCCCCUCUGCGAUCGGUGACCGUCGAGAAGUGCCGGAAUAGCACCUUUGUCCUGGGCCCCGUGGGGACGUCAGUCCACGUCCAGAGCUGUGACAACGUCAAGGUCAUCGUGGUUUGCCAUCGCUUGUCCCUUUCGUCCACCACGGGCUGCACUUUCCACAUUCUCACACCCACGCAGCCCCUCAUCCUCUCGGGGAACCAGGCAGUCAGCUUUGCCCCUUUCCACACCCAUUACCCCAUGCUGGAGGACCACAUGGCUCAGGUGGGCUUGGCCACUCUGCCAAACUACUGGAACAGCCCCAUGCUGGUGUGCAGGGACAGCGGUGACACGAACGUCUUCCGGCUCCUGCCCCCCUCAGACUUCUACACCUUUGUGAUUCCCUUUGAGAUGGAAGGAGACACCACAGAGACCCCAGGGGGGCUUCCCCAGGAGUACCAGGAGGUGCUGAGCCAGCGGGAGCAGAAGGUCCAGGCGUGGCAGCGCAUGGUGAGGGAGGCAGGGCUGACCAGGGAUCAGAGGAAACAGUUCCAGGCUGUGGUAGAAAACAAAUUCUAUGAGUGGCUGGUUCAGACAGGGAACCGACAGCAGCUGGACAGCCUGGUCCCUCCUGCCCUGGGCUCCAAGCAGGCAGCAGGAUAACAUUUUGGGCAGGACAACGUUCCUGGGCAGCAGAAGGAAAGGCAGAGCUCUGGGAACAGCCAGUGAUCCACUCAGCCCAGUUCUCAUGAAGACUUUGUGCCAUUUCACCUGCUGACACCCAGCCCUGGUGUGGAUGGGACUGCCUGGCUGCUGUAGGAUUCCUGAGCAUUGCUGCAUUCCCAGGAAUGUGCUGUAGCCAUCCUGUUGGUGACUGAGAGGUGCCUGGCACUGGGGGAAGAUGAAGCUGUGCCUUGUUGCAGAGCUGCCACAGCAGUUAGUGUCCAUGGUGAGCAGAUGUCCAGUACACCAGUCCUGGGACAAAGCUGGAUGCAGGCCCUGGGCAUCCCCUGCAUCCUCAUGGUACAAACCAGUAGUGCUGUUUUUAUGAAUGUGAAAAAGAAAUGUUUAAGUUUUUUAUGGAUGAAUCAAACAGGUAUUUUUUAAAUAUGAAGAUGGCACUUUUUGAAGAUUAAUUUUUGUAUCUGGUUGCAUCGUUUUGACAAAUGUCAAUAAACCAGAUUUGUUGGAUUGACCUGGCA